GUUGCUCAUCAUCUCGGUUACCAUUGGCAAUGUGAAGAUCAUUAUCUUUUCGGCACACUGCCCCCACAGCGGCCAGAGGGAGGAAGCAAGGAGCUUCCUUCAGCAUCUCCGGCGAGAACUCCGGCCCCACAGCAGCACUGCCCUCAUCAUCGGCGGCAUUGACCUCAAUGGACGUAUGACAGUCGAGGUCUCUGGGGUAACCGGUGACCUGCAGUACGGAGACCAAGAUGAAACGGGCGCUGAGGCAGCUGACCUUUGUAAGGAUCUUGGACUAUGGGGCACGGAGCACCGCAUUGACUACCUCUGGCAGGGAGGAGCUGCUGCGGUGCACGAAGCCAGUAGCAGAAUCCUGACAGGCUUCGACUCGGGCAGUGCAGGUGACGACCACUGGCCAGUCUUGGCAAUCUUCCGGGGCAUCCUUCAGCCCAUCAAGGACAUUGUCCGCCUAUGGAGGCCCAGAUAUGACACCAGAAAGAUGCUGACUAAACAAGGAAAGGAGACCAUCACAGAAGCAAUGCUCUCGUACAUGCCUCCACAAUGGUCAACCCACCCCGAUGACCAUUGUCAGCAUCUCACUGAGUUUCUCCAUGGCAUCAUGCGGCGUCACUUCACAAAGGCCCUAGACGGCCCACGAGCUUCCUACAUCCCAAACAUAGUCUGGGAAAAGAGGCAGAAAAAGAUCACCUUCAAGGCAAGGGUGAGAUACAGAGCUAGUCUCUGGAAGGACCUCCUCCUUCGUGCUUUCUUACAAUGGGGGGAACACAAGGACUAUGGCUUCGCUGACCUUGUUGCAAAACAAGGUAUGCUUUACCAGAUUGCGGCCUUCGCCAUCAAGUUUGUCACAAGGGACAUCAAAACAGGCGUCCGCAAAGCCAAGGAAGAUUUUCUUCGAUGCAUCGCCUCCGAUGGUGGUGGCACAGCAGCCGAUGUCCUCAGCCGUAUUAAGUCGGCAGGGGUUGGUGGAUCCAUGGCUCGUCAACCCUUCAAGCCGCUGCCUCUGCUGUAUGCAGAAGAAGGCCAACCAGCUACAUCCUGCAGAGACCGUGACUCCUUGUGGCUCCACCACUUUGGGCAGCAAGAGCUCGGCACGGUCCUAAAGACAGCCGACUUCUUGGCCGAGCCCUUCCACCCGAUCUACGUUGAUGAGGAGAUCAACUGGAGCACAGAGGUGCUACCUAGUCUUGGAGACGUCGAGCAAACUCUGAGGUCCCUGACCUCAAGGAAGGCACCGGGGCUUGAUGCCAUCCCCUCGGAGCUCCUAAAAGCUGCACCAGGGCCGACUGCAGCUGCAGUCCACAGCCUCUUCCUCAAGUCCAUGCUCACCCUCCGCCAGCCUCUUCAGUGGAAUGGGGGUAUACUCUUUGAAUGCUGGAAGAGAUCUGGAUCACAAUCUGACCCGGCCAUGUACAGGUCGUUGUAUGUCAGCUCCAUGCUGGGCAAAACCUACCAUAAGCUGCUGCGAAACAAAGUCCAGCCUGAGGUUGAUGCUGGACUGCACAGCUUCCAUUUGGGAGCCCGGCGAGGCACGCCUGUCAGCAUGCCCUCCCUCUACAUCCUGGCACACAUUCGCAAAUGUGCCAGGAGAGGGAUCUCUUCAUCGAUCCUUUUUCUCGAUACACACGCUGCUUAUUAUAGGAUCAUUCGCCAGCUUGCACUGGGGCAUCUCCACAACGACACUGAAGUUCUCCAGGUCUUCAAGCGUUUCAGCCUCGAGCCCUCCGACGACCCUUACGCGGACGAAAACAGCGGCAUCCCGCACGAGGAAGGGGACGCCACAUGGGCAGACGACUCUGCCUGGCCAGUCUCCGGAGACACCCCAAUUGGGCUCCUGACCAAGACCAGACGGCUGUGUUCCCUUGUCCUCAGCAGCUGUUACCAGCACGGAAUGCAGCCAAACCUACGCCCGAACAAAACUUCGGUCAUCUUUGCCCUCCGAGGGCAAGGAAAAGUUGCGGCGAGGCAGCGGAUAUUUGGCCAUGCCAAAGCGACCCUACGACUUCCAGACCUUGAGAAGGAAGUCCCCGUCGCGCUCCACUACAAGGACUUGGGUGGCAUGGUUGAUUGUCGCAACACUAUGGCAGCUGAAGCUAAGAGAAGGCUUGGCAUCGCUGCUACUGCUUUUAAGCAAGGCCAGGACCUCCUCUACCUCAACGUGACCAUCAAGUUGCAGGUGAGAGUGCAGCUCUUCGCCGCCACGGUGGGGGCCACCUUCCACAACCUCGCGCAAUGGAUCCCCUCCGGCCAAGACUGGGACAUAUUGUCUGGUGGAUACACACGUCUUCUACGGCGUCUGCUGGCCAAGGAUUUCCCGGGCGAAACGCUCUUGCACAUCCCGCCGGCGCUUGUGCAUAUCAUAUCAGGAUCCUGGACCCUUGAGCUUCUUGCCAGGAGGGCAAGGCUCAGCUUGCUCGGAUCCCUGGCCAGGGCAGCGCCUGAACUUCUGUGGGGAGCCCUGCAGGAAGAACAGACAUGGCUAGCAGUCAUCCGUGAAGACUUGCAGUGGCUUGUGGACAAAGCCACAGAUGAGUGGCCAAGACUUCAUGGCUCUGCAUGGCCAGAAUGGAGGACUCUUUUUGCUAAUGCCAGUGACUGGGUAAAAAGAAGAACCAAGCGGCGGCUAAAAGAGGACUUUGAAGGCUUCCGUGCGAGGCACAAGGUCACCCUCACUUUGUGGGCGGUCUACAAGAAGCUUGAGGCGGCCCUCCCAGGUCCAGAGGAGGGCUGGGAGCACAUUUCUUCAAAACACAUGGACGCCGUGCUGGCUACAGAGCUGUUGUGGAAGGGGAAAAGGGAGGCCGAUGAUUACAACCCCAGUGUUCCAGUGGACUCGACAUCUCCGCUUGAACCCGGUGCAGACUCUGGAUGGGAUGAUGUCCAAAAAUCAGCUCACGCGGACCUCUGCCAUGCUAUCCUUGACCGUCAUCUACCUGCAGUGGAAAGCCGCAUCCUCGACAUUGUCAAGGAGACCGUUGGCAAGUUCCCCCUCUACCAAGAUGAGAUGGACGACAUCGUGGACUUUGUCCGAAGCGAGGUCACUGAGGUCGGCGCGGAGCUCAUGGAGGACUAUUGGACGGCAGAGGUCGCGAAGACUGUCGACAAGGCCCUUCAGAGCUUCCUGAACGACCACUGGCCGCUUGAUGAGCCGGAGCGGCCUGACCCGCACAAGGGCAUGACCCAUGCUGCCUUUGCAAGCCAGGUCGACAGUUUCCAAUGGGAACACAUCUGGAACGCCACCAAAGAGCUUCACGGGACCCCUGAAGACUACAUCAUCAAACUGAGCUCCAGCUGGGAAACCGAGUGGCGGAGCCUUAGUGAUGUAGUUGAUGUCUCGGUCGUGAAUGGCCAUCUUUGGGGCUGGCUGCCGAAGGCUUUGCGUGAAGUUGUAAAUAGGGCUCUCCAGGGGCACAGAAUCACACUUCAUGCUCCGGCUUCCUUCUGGCGGCACCAGAUCUCGGCGCCCUUUUGGCGCUUCUCUCCCUUGCAUCCUAAUUAG
This is a messenger RNA of Symbiodinium necroappetens, 3493 nucleotides long. Lineage: Eukaryota; Dinophyceae; Suessiales; Symbiodiniaceae. The record is from the annotation of a GenBank genome assembly.